CUUUUGCAUAACCAUUUUUCUAAACUGAAGGGUUUUAUUGAACAAGUCAUACCAUCCUCGCCGUCACCGGAGAAUGCGGCCAUCAGGGAAAAGCUUUACCGCCUCAACAAUCUGUUUGCCGAAUGCCGGAUGCUGUCAUAUUCAUGCAAUUUCCUUCCAGAUCUACCUGCCCUCUAUAAUAUAUAUCAAGACAAAUUUAAAUAAGAUCAAGGAGGAACUCACGGACAGGCUCAAAGAUGCAGUUAAUGUUAAUGAAACCCCGGUUCGCCAGCCAAGCACGGCCGGGCAGGGCAGUCAGAUGAAUGGGAAACUCUCCAAGAGACUACGAAGCAUGUGGAUGCAUCUAAGGUUCACGGGUUCGAAGCCGAAGUGAUGUCCCUGCUGAAAUUACUUGUAUAUCAACGAGGUGAUGAGGUCGAUGGGUUCAAGGCGAUCGGAGUUGUGGGGAAAGAAGGGAUCGGGAAAACUACGCUCUGCCAAGUGUUUCUCAAUCGGCCAGAGGAAAAGAAAUAUUUCCAGCCAAG
Messenger RNA from Rubroshorea leprosula, 524 nucleotides. The record is from the annotation of a GenBank genome assembly. Lineage: Eukaryota; Viridiplantae; Streptophyta; Magnoliopsida; Malvales; Dipterocarpaceae.